AUGUCUCCAAAGGCUGUGAAUCACAGUCUGUCCAUGGACUGGACCGGCUGCAGGUGGCGUCACCUCGAGAGGCCGCUGAAGGCCAAAGGUUUGCUGAAAGCUCUCGGGGUGAAAGACUUCAAAGCUGAAGAGGUUGAGUUUUUGCCUCACGCUGGUGCAGCAGAAUAUGCCCUGUGUGCCUUCACUCCUUAUCGUCAUGGUCCAAGUCGCAGUACCUGGAGGAGUUUCGGUCAGCGAUCAAUUGCAUUGGCGGCCACGGGGUUGUUGAGCGACUGGCCUCGGCCCCUCCGACCCAGGGAGGAUCCGCAUGUCCUGGCCAUUGCCAGACGUGUUGGAAAGACCGGCGCGCAGGUGUUGCUUCGCUGGGCACUCCAACUGGGCUUGGCAGUAACCUUCCAUACAGAGAGGGCGCGGCACGUGGCCGAGAACCUGGGUGCCUUGGAUGGCGCCGACCUCUCCACCACGGAGCUGCAACUGCUCAGUGCUCUGGCCACGCUGGCGGAGCCCUUGCCUCCCGGGGAUGGCUUCGCUCACCCAUACGAGAAGAUGCCCAUUGCACCAAGACUUGGAGAGCUUUAG
Molecule: messenger RNA, 579 nt
Organism: Cladocopium goreaui
Lineage: Eukaryota; Dinophyceae; Suessiales; Symbiodiniaceae
Source: the annotation of a GenBank genome assembly